AUGUUCCCAUUUACCGACGUUGAGACAAAGGAAAGAUUGGCUAUCGAGAAGAGAAGACAAGCAGAAGAGGAAAGAAGGAAGAGAAUUCUUGAUCCAAAGGCAAGAACAAUGGGUUUAGAUGUUGCUGGUAUACAAUCACAAAUUGAAGAAAAGGAGCAAAUAAAGAAGCGAGAACAAGACCGUGAUAGAUAUUUCGACCAAGCCUCCCUUGUUCAUGCAAAGGUUGCCAACAUUAUGGAGAAGGAAAUGCAUCAAACUAAAAAACAAGUUUAUAAGGAAGUCAAUGAUUUUAGAAAAAACGAACAGUUACCUCAUACAAGAAGGGAAUUUGAUUUAAAUGAUCCUGAUGAAUUGAAAAAGAGUAGACCAAUCAGAGUUGGUGACUAUGAUCCUAGCUUGACGAUUUCAGGAGGGCAAAUUAUGCACGGAGAGGACUUGGGUCGUGAAGAAAGACUUAAAGCUCAGCAAGACCAAUUGAAGUGUUGGGUCUCAGAACAAGUCAAUGAAAAACAAAUGGUAAAGGAAAAGGAAGAUUUGGAAAGAAAAUUAUUCGAGCAAAAGGAAUUGGAAAUUCAAAGAUUGACCUAUGAAUUAAGGGAAAAAGAGAAUAUGAUAAAACUUGAAAAGGAAAGAGAAAGAAAAGAAUUCAACGUUGAACAAUGGAAUGACAAGGAAGAGAAAGAAAAGCUUCAAAGAGAGAAAGAAGAAUUAGAUAAAUUAGAAGAAAUACAGAAUCAACUCAAUAGUCAUCUCCUUAAUGAGGCAUUCCACACAACUCUCAAUGUUAAUGAUCCUAAUAGAUUUAGACCAGAUCACUUCAAGCAUAUGAGACCAGAUCAAUACGAACACAUUGAACAAGUAAGACAAGAACAACUCAGAGAAUUACAACAAAAGAGAGAUACGGAAAGUUUAAAUCAACAAUAUUGGGAUAAGAAACGUUUGCUUGAAACAAAGAUGGCAGGCUUACAAUUAAGAGAACAAGAACGAGCAAAGAAGCAGCAAGCAGCUGAACUUUUAGAAUUACACAAAAGGCAAGCUGAAGAAAAGAAACAAAAGGAAAAGUUUGUAAAUCAAGUGUAUGCUAAUGAGGUCACAGAGGAUUUUUUCAAUCGUUUUGGAACAAGCAGUCGUUAA
Messenger RNA from Naegleria gruberi, 1134 nucleotides. RefSeq lists its product as uncharacterized. The coding region runs from base 1 to 1134 and encodes 377 amino acids. NCBI's taxonomy places the organism in Eukaryota, Heterolobosea, Eutetramitea, Acrasida, Naegleriidae. The transcript has a single exon. The record is from RefSeq and is a predicted model, not a curated record.